AUGACAAACAAUGCUGUUUUUAAAUCAACCAAGCAAAACAAAGCUUUCUGGUGUGUGUGUUUCAUCCAAAUGUAUAUCAUAGCAGAUGAAAGUCAGUGCAACGACAAGCUCUACAAGUUGAGGCCACUGAUAGAUGGGCUGAAUAGGCAGUUUAAACUAGCUUAUGGUCUGAGACGAGAGGCCUGCGUCGACGAAUCCAUCAUACUCUUCAAAGGAAGGUCAUCAAUGAAGCAGUAUAACCCCAUGAAACCGAUCAAACACGGCUACAAGAUUUGGUGCUUGGGAGACAUGUCGGGCUUCAUCCAGACCUUCCAGGUGUAUCAAGGAAAGCAAGAAAGGGCUACACGCUUUUUUUUCGACAACUACUUCUCCUCCGUGUCACUGAUGGCGAAAUUGAAAAUGGAAAAAACAUGUGCCUGUGCCACAAUACGGAGCAACCGAAGGCAGCUUCCAGAACUUCGCUUUGACAAGAGCUUGACACGGGGAGAGCACGACUUCAAAACUACCGAGGAAGGAAUAACUCUCUUCAAAUGGAAAGACAACAAGGUAGUCUACAUUAUUUCGAACUACCAUGGCUGUGAAGUGGGAACUGUGGAAAGAAUGGAGCGAGACGGCACAAAAAUAACGGUCUCGUGCCCGAAUGCGCUCUCGGACUAA
This is a messenger RNA of Ixodes scapularis (black-legged tick), 657 nucleotides long. Its product is annotated as piggyBac transposable element-derived protein 3-like. The record is from RefSeq and is a predicted model, not a curated record. NCBI's taxonomy places the organism in Eukaryota, Metazoa, Arthropoda, Arachnida, Ixodida, Ixodidae. The transcript has 3 exons. The coding region runs from base 1 to 657 and encodes 218 amino acids.